This is a messenger RNA of Acaulospora colombiana, 1461 nucleotides long. The record is from the annotation of a GenBank genome assembly. NCBI's taxonomy places the organism in Eukaryota, Fungi, Glomeromycota, Glomeromycetes, Diversisporales, Acaulosporaceae.
AUGCUGACUAUAUCUUUGUUUUAUAUGUAUGACUCUAAUGUUUGGAUAUUUGUGAAAUUAGAACAGACCGCAAAAGAAAAUGCCGAGAAUGUAAAGUUGAGAGAUGGAGAGCUCAAUGCCAGAAUCGUGGAACUAGAACAGUCGGCAAAAGAAAGUGAAAAUCGAUUUGCGAAAUUGGAACAGAAGCAAACCCAGGUUAUCACUAAUGAACAGGAAGUACCCCCCGCAAAAAAUAUUUUACCGCCUAUCAAAGAUCAGUCCGAUAAAGAUAAUGAUAUUACUCUCGAUCCCAUUUCAUCGGAUCAAUCUAAUUUAUCGUGUGAUAUAUCGCGAGAACAGAAAAAUAACCAAUCAAAAUCUCAGAAUGCAUCUUCUGGCUCGCUUCAAAAUCCCAUCUCACAGAGUAAGGAUGACCUUGCGUCUAAAUUAGAUCAAUCAAAGAUAAAGUCUCCUUGUCUCGAGCCCAAAUUAUCUACUGAUCAAGAGCAAAAUGAAAUCCUUGAACUAAGUGAUAUCCCGUCCCAAAUAGCAGAAGCUAGUACAUUGGUAAAAAUUCCCUAUAAUCAGAGAGUAGAACAAGGUUCUGUACCUCAUUUAGCUCAUUUAUUUGGCAAGGCCGAGAAAACUGGACGAAAAGAAAAAUUGCGAUGGUAUUAUUAUAGUGAGGGAUAUGAAAAAAAAGUUUCGGAUCUUAGUUCAGGAAAAAAUAUCAGUGAUCAAAUGGCGAGAACGCAAAUAUAUGAUGAAAUAAUGCAGUAUCUACCUGGUAUCAAGAGAGAGUAUUUGCUCAAAAUGACCCCAAAAGCUAGAGCUAUUUAUACAUUAUUCAAAGGUAUAGGAAUAGAUAAAAUUGAGUAUAUUAUAUAUAGUGCUGAUGCUAUUUCUAGUUUAACCGGUACACAAAUUCAAAAUAUUAUAAAUCUUUAUACUAAAGAAUUAGAUGCGAAAGUAUUAUCGUCUGAAUCUCAAAAAUUGAUCGGCGUGAAGAAUUCUUCACGCGCAUAUGGCCAACCGAAAUCUGAUAUAGAAACUAAAAUGCCACAGAACCAGAACCUGCUUUUGCCAAGACAAUUCUUGUCUGUUCCCUCAGGAAGGACCACUAUAGGAACUUUGAUAAAUGUAUCGGAACAACAAUACGGUACAUGCCGGCAGUUGUUUCUUAAAUGGGGAGGGAUCCCUCGGUUCGUCUUGGAUAAGGCCAGUGACCCAAUUCAGCAAAAUAUGCUCGAAGAUGCAAUUGCCGGAUGCGAUGAAAAGAUAUUUAAUUAUAUUGGUGAAAGCGAUAGCAAAGAUUUAAUAAGUCACAAACUUGUUCAUAUCUACACGAACCCCCUAAUUGGUGAAGAGGAAAAUGAUGAAAGUGAUGUAGAGGUCGAGGGUGGUGAAGAGGUCGAAUACGUUAAUGAGGAACCCUAUACGCUGAAAACUAUAGUAUUUGCGUCUGAUUACGUGGGUGAAAAG